Messenger RNA from Hyposmocoma kahamanoa, 2322 nucleotides. RefSeq names its product protein NYNRIN-like. The coding region runs from base 296 to 1924 and encodes 542 amino acids. Gene Ontology annotation, biological process: DNA integration. The record is from RefSeq and is a predicted model, not a curated record. NCBI's taxonomy places the organism in Eukaryota, Metazoa, Arthropoda, Insecta, Lepidoptera, Cosmopterigidae. Gene Ontology annotation, molecular function: nucleic acid binding. The transcript has 3 exons.
GCUUUUCCAAGUACUAGCAACACACUCUGACGGUAAGAAGCACGCUAUUGCAUACUUCAGCAAGGUAACUCAGGGAGCCGAAAAUAAGUAUCACUCCUACGAGCUAGAGACGCUAGCAGUUGUAAAAGCUCUCCAGCAUUUCAGGCACUACCUCGUAGGACUGAACUUUAAAGUGGUCACAGACUGUAAUGCCCUGAAAUCUACGGAGCGUAAAAAGGACCUCAUUCCACGCGUAGCGCGUUGGUGGAUUUACCUCCAGGACUAUGAUUUCACCAUUGAGUACCGGAAAGGUGUUAUGAUGCAGCACGCCGACUACCUGAGUCGAAACCCAAUCUCCCAUACAGUUAACCAAAUCACCAGACCAAGGAAUUGGGCACAGAUCGCCCAGGCAGCCGAUGGCGAAACCCAAGACCUCAUGCAGAAGCUUCGCGAUGGUGAACUAGACGCCAGCCGAUACCUAGUACAAAACGAUCUCCUCUGCUACAAGUAUACUCCAAUUGGUGAGUCACCACGUAUCUUGUGCUACAUCCCUAAAGGCCAUCGACUCAGUCUCUUACGAGUGUUCCACGACGAACACGAGCACAUUGGAGCAGAGAAGACCGUGGACCUCAUCCUGCGACACUUCUGGUUUCCGGGACUUAGGCAAUUUGUAAGCAAAUACGUGGCUCACUGCCUAGCGUGCAUUUCGAAGAAACGCGUCCCACGAGCUCCCCUACAAACGAUAAGUUCAUGGCCGAAGCCCGAUGAUCCCUUCAGCACAGUACAUGUGGAUGCGCUCGGGCCACUACCAGCGUCCGAGGGCUUCAAAUUUGUGCUCAUCAUAGUUGACGCUUUUACGAAGUUCUGUUUACUACAUGCCAUGCAACGGCAAGACGCCAGUGAACUUAAACAAAUUGUCACUCGAGCGGUGUCUUAUUUUGGUGUUCCGAAAUUGAUGGUCACGGACAAAGGACGCAUGUUCGAGUCCAGUGAAUUUGUUAGGUGGAUUAAUGAUUUAGGAUGCGAUCUUCACUACAUAACGCCGGAGAUGCACAAUGCGAACGGCCAGGUGGAGAGGUACGUACGCACGGUCCUCAAUAUGAUCAGGAUCGAGACCAACCAGCGAGGUGCGUCGUGGUCUCAAACGUUAUGGAGACUCCAGCUCGUCCUGAACAUCACCAAACAGAAGACCACACAAAUGUCACCUCUUAACCUCCUAAUUGGUACCGAUGGGACUACACCUAUCAUUCGAACGUUAGUUCGCGACUUGGCUCUCGAAAACUCUUCACCCAACCGACAAGCUUUUCGUGAAAUCUCUAGGAGUCGAGCACGUGAACUGCUCAAAGAAAAUCAGGCCCAUCAAGACGAACGUGUCAACCGAAAUCGACGUUCGCCACGCGAAUACAACCUAGACGACCAUGUGUUUGUUAUCAAAUUUUCACAGUCGACAGGAAAAUUAGAUCCAGGGAUGCGUGGCCCAUAUCGCGUGGUCAACAUCCUACCCUGCGGUCGCUACGAGCUACAACUUCUAAGCGGCAGCUACGGGAAGACAACGCAGGCUGCGGCACAGUACAUGGUGCCUUGGCGGGGCGAGUGGUGUCCCGAGACAUGCGCUGCAUUCUUCGCGAAUGACGACGAAGAGGAAAAUGGACCUGGCGCUGUUCCGCCGUCCGAUCCUCCUGCAGCGGUUCCACCCAGGCUCCUGUUGGAUCCGGACGAUGACAGAGCUGAGCCGUCGGGUACCGACACCUCCGAAUCUGGUGCUACAGCACCACAUUCCUCUCUAGCAGCUGCUCCGUCCAUGCCGCUCCUGGAUUCAGAUGAUGAGCCAACACCGUUGUGCGUUGAUGUUGCUGGUCGUAGUACCAUCCAGCCUCCUCCUGUUCCUACAGUGGGUCUUUCUAUGCCUCUCUUGGGGUCGGACGACGAGGCAGUAUCUUCAUAAAAUUGUUGUCGACGCCCGGCCUAGCGGCAGGGGGAUUACUUUAACAUUACGGGUCGAGGACGCCCCAUCAUCAGGAGAGGCCGUGUAAGCUGUACACCCCUCUCGGCUGUGCACCGUCCUUCACCACGAUAUAAAAGCAGAACGGGUCCAGAGCGAGGCAUUCACCUGUCGGCGCCCGCUCGGAUAUCAUCGGUGACGUGAGCCAUUUGUUAACGAUUUUCUUAUGUAUUUUGUUACUUGUUACUAUUUUGAUUCUUAUGUGAUUUGAUUUGAUAAAGUGUUGUGAGCAAUUGCGUAAGCACGGUAAGACAUCUUGUACUAAAAGAUACUUCGUUCCUUUAGGCUUAAGAAAACAAUAAUUUGUAAAUUUAAUAAAAGUUCGUUAAAAUUUUGUUAGA